AUGGCUCCUCCAGACCUCAACUCCCUCCCACCUUCGAGAUCCAUGUCCUCCUCGCCGAUGCAGUCACGAAACAUGACGGCCUCCUCGCCGCCAAACCGCAACGACACGCCCUCUCCUCGAGCCUCAUCGCUAUCUCUAGCCACGGCUGCCAUCACAAACGCAGCCAACGAGUCCUCCAGACGCUCCUCUGUGAGUGCCCGUGGCUCUCCCCGUCUAGGCCGUAUGCCUUCCGACCGUCGCCGCUCCCAAGCCGCGCUGAAUUUCAGCCUGAACCUCAAUGACCCCGCGUUGCCCAGUCCAGGCGAACUCUCGAGCAGCGACCCUCGUCUCAGCUUCAGCCACAGCUAUGCCUCCUCCGCCAGUCCUCAGACCAUCGGCGGCCGCUCAGCCAUAGCGACCGGCGACCCUCACCACCAGCGCCAGCCCAGCCUAGGCGAGAUCCACAACGAACUCGAACAAGAGCAGGAAGCCCAAGUCAACCGCAUGCUCCAGAUGAUUCGAGAGCAACAACUACAACUCGACGCCCUGCGCAGCGGCAGCAGCCAGAACACCACCGACUCGUCACACCCGUCUGCACAACCCGGUCCCGGUGGCCUGGCCGUUCUCGACGACGACCAAACCCCGGCCUCGGAACGCUCGAUCUCGUUCCCCUCGGUCCACCCUGCUGUACCACAGCAACACACCCGACGCUUCUCCUCCCGCGGUCCUUCGAGCGCAAGCCGCUCGCCCGCACUACGCCCUCUGCCCAGCCAAGAAGCCAGCGGCGACUGGCCCUCGUCCCCCAUCGAAGGCGGGAGGAGAGGUAGCUUCCGCGACGAAAGUGCCUUCUACCAAGCCGAGACGGCGAUGCUGACACGAGAAAACCAACUACUCAGACAGCGCAUACGAGAAUUAGAGAAGCAGAUUGCAGAGAUGGAGAUCCUCCCAGCAAACACUCCUGCCACGCCGAGUAAUUUGGCCACGAGCCCGCCGAUCGCCGCUCAACAGGAAGCAUCUGUAGCGGCGGCGGUUGCGAGGAUUACUGCGGAGCAAGACAAGACGUGA
Exophiala spinifera is the source of this 1044-nucleotide messenger RNA. RefSeq lists its product as uncharacterized. Bases 1 to 1044 code for a protein of 347 amino acids. NCBI's taxonomy places the organism in Eukaryota, Fungi, Ascomycota, Eurotiomycetes, Chaetothyriales, Herpotrichiellaceae. The transcript has a single exon. The record is from RefSeq and is a predicted model, not a curated record.